CUGCACAGCGAGUGGAGCCACUAGCUCAGUGUAUUCGCUGCCGUUUGCAAUUCAUUUUUAAACUCCAAGUAAAUAUCGCAGAAAACCUAUCAUGAAGCUGGUAACUGUGUUUUUGCUGGUGACCCUCAGCAUCUGCAGUUACUCUGCCACCGCUCUCCUUGCCAACAGUUUGCCACAAGCUGUCAACAAUGCCUUACCUUUACCUGUGGACGACCUUCUCCCCUUUUUGGAUCCAUUAAAGCUUCUUCUGAAAACUCUGGGCAUUUCUGUUGAGCACCUUGUAGAAGGGCUAAAAAAGUGUGUGACUGAGCUGGGACCAGAGGCCUCUGAGGCAGUGAAGAACUUCUGGAGGCCCUGUCGCAUUUGGUGUGAUGGCAGCACUAAGCUCUGAUGGAGGAGAAGGGGAAGGUACUCCCCUUCUUGCGGGCUGGAACUCAUUCCAGCCUAAGAUGUGGUGACCCCUGAAAACAAUGAAUAAAGCAAUGAAUAGA
This is a messenger RNA of Lynx canadensis (Canada lynx), 491 nucleotides long. RefSeq names its product secretoglobin family 3A member 2 (gene SCGB3A2). The coding region runs from base 92 to 391 and encodes 99 amino acids. NCBI's taxonomy places the organism in Eukaryota, Metazoa, Chordata, Mammalia, Carnivora, Felidae. The record is from RefSeq and is a predicted model, not a curated record. The transcript has 3 exons.